Molecule: messenger RNA, 294 nt
Organism: Mycotypha africana
Lineage: Eukaryota; Fungi; Mucoromycota; Mucoromycetes; Mucorales; Mycotyphaceae
Product: cyclin domain-containing protein
Exons: 2
Biological process (GO): regulation of cyclin-dependent protein serine/threonine kinase activity
Cellular component (GO): nucleus; cyclin-dependent protein kinase holoenzyme complex
Molecular function (GO): cyclin-dependent protein serine/threonine kinase regulator activity; protein kinase binding
Source: RefSeq, a predicted model, not a curated record
GUGAUAGCUCUUAUUUAUUUGGGACGCCUAAAAAACAACUUACCUGAAAGAUCUAGAGGAGAAUUUGAUACACCUUACAAACUAUUCAUUGCAGCCGUUAUUUUGGCGUCAAAAUUCAUUGAAGACUCCAACAGGAUAUCGCAAGCAGUUUACAAGUUUAUUGCGCCGCUUUAUGAUUUCAAGAUAGUGAAUGAAAUGGAACGAAGCUUUCUAGGCGUCGUAAAAUAUAAUUUGUUUAUCAACCUUGAUGAAGUUGAUAAUUUUAUGAUGGACCAUAAAAAUAUCUUAGAUCUU